GAAGGGUGAAAUGUUUAUCAGAACCUUCUGCAGAUUAGUAGGGGAAAGUCUGUGUACAGUACCAGCUUAGGUAUCUGGUAUUCUUAGGUUCAGCGUAUUCCCGUCGAAUGUAGGCUCCGCGUCGUACGGGAGACGAUAGUGAUCGUCAGCGAUGACUGGCGUAAACUGUUAUUCCUUAUUGUCUGCCGUCGCAUUGCUGAGAGCUGCGCUCUGAAGGACCUUUUCCGGUCUGUUGCACUCGUUCGGCAGAAUCUAGGUUGAGAUAGCGCUUGCUGCUAGGCUAUCCACGGUAGAGCGUUGUUGACCUCGAUAAGAGCUCCCCCAUUGUAAGCUUUCCAUGUUCUAAAGCUUCGAGAAGGAAGAUCGUCGCAAUGGUUCUCGCUGCUGUUGUUUCCGUGCUGCUGUUUCUCCCCGUCGCAUUAUCCUUAGCAUCGAAUCACUCCCUCUUGGCCAUGCAUCAUGGCGACGCAGCUAGUAACGAGUACUCCGCAAAACAGCACGGGGGUCACCGCCAUGACCUCCUCGAGUUAUCCUUCGCCGUUUCUCGCAAAUCCGUUACUCGCGAAUCCGUUUCUCGCGAAUUCGUUCCUCGCGGAGCGACCCCCCUCGCUGCCUCUCAACUGCGUGCAUUGCUCGACAUCAAUCGUGCUGUGAGGGCAUGGCCGCGCAGCAGCAACCACUCACUCUCCUGCAACCUCUGGACUGGUGUCACCUGCGACGCUUCCGGCUUUAUCACCCGCCUGGACCUCUCACAAGUGGGGACGCUCUCAGGCGCCCUGCCUCCUUAUGCACUUGGGCGGCUCUGGCGACUGACAUACCUGAGCAUGGCCAACAGCCGCCAACUCAAGGGUACACUCCAUGCUCUCGCCCUGCCACCUGCCCUUGCCUUCUUGGACCUCUCAUACACGGCUGUGUCUGGCGCUCUCCCUCAUGCCUUUUCCAAUCUCACCAGCCUGGCGUAUCUUGACCUCACGGGCACGCCAGUAUCUGGGCCCAUUCCCUCCACUGUCUCCCGAAUCACCAAGCUCGCACACCUAGACCUCUCUUUCACGUCCAUAUCUGGCGAGCUGCCGUCUACACUAAGUGCUCUCUCAAGACUCUCCUAUCUCAACCUUUAUCUGCUGGGCUCCCAAGUGGGCGGCUCCAUCACCACACUCACCUUCGUCUCUCUCCUCACCAACCUCCGCUCCUUGGAGCUCUUUGGCUUCAAGGCCAUGAGGGCGGGCGACAUGAGCGCUCUCAGCGGCCUCUCCACACUCACUCGCCUUCAGAAGCUUGUGGUUGGGGACCUGGGCAGCGUGGUGGGCGAGCUGCCCUAUCAACUGGGCUUCCUCACUCAGCUCACCCACCUGGACCUGUCUUACAACUACUUCUCCAAUUUCCCCACCUGGGUUGUUGACCUCACCCGGCUGCAGUACAUCGACCUGCUGCAUCAGUACGACCAGCGCAAGGGCUACAUUCCCCGUGACCUCAACAGACUCCCCAACCUCCGCACCUUUCUAGCUGCUGGCAACGGCUUGGCUGGCUUCCUGCCCGAGACGUGGAGCGGCCUCACUGCACUGGAGCGGCUGAAUCUGCAAGAGAACUACCUGGAGGGCUCCAUCCCAGGGAGCUACUCCACUCUCAAGGCGCUCACCCACCUGAACCUGAACACCAAUCGGCUGUCAGGGACACUUCCUCCAGUCUUCUCGUCCGAUCUCGAUACUUUGAACCUUGGAAACAACGACUUCGGGGGGUCCAUUCCGGAAUUCCUGGGAAGGCUGCCCUACCUUACGGAUCUGAACUUGAGGAACAACCGGUUCGUUGGAGCCAUCCCCGCCACCUUCACUGCGCUCGAGUACAUGCGAGAACUGUCGGUGGGUGGAAACCAGCUCAGCAGAGGUCUCGAUGUCGUUUCUGACAUGCCAUGGCUCGCCAUCCUGUCUGUGAAGAGCAACAACUUCUCUGGGGAGGUGCCGUCCUCCCUCUUAUCGCUCACUGACCUCCAUUUGCUCGAGUUGGGCUUGAACCAGUUCACAGGGACCUUCCCCUCUGUUGUCCUCACCCUCACCAACCUCAAGGCUCUUGGCCUGCAGGGCAACGGUUUCUCUGGCGCCAUCCCACCACGUGUGUCUGCCUUGGCCAACUUGAAUGACCUGGACGUGAGUGACAACCGCUUCCAUGGCCGCAUUCCCGAGGCCGUCUUCUCGCUCACUGCGCUCGAGAACCUUCUAGCAUCUCGCAACCUCCUCUCUGGCGGCCUUCCCUCCGCCAUCCAAGCAUCUACUUCCCUGAAACAACUGCAUCUGGAGGGCAACGGGCUCACAGGGUCGCUGCCAGACUUCUCUCGCUGGAACACUUCACUCUUCGCUCUGUUUCUCGCGAGCAACAACCUCACAGGCUCCAUCCCAGCCUCCGUAUCCGCCUUGACUUCUCUCCGCAUACUUAGCCUGCACAGCAACCAGUUGGAUGGAGCCUUCCCCACCAGCCUCCUCUCCAUCAAAUCCCUCGAGUCACUGCUGCUAGCACGCAACAGCAUUCAGGGAUCGCUUCCAGACAACCUGGCGCAGCUCUCAGCCCUGCGCCACCUCUGGUUGAGCCAUAACAGCUUCACAGGGAAGCUUCCAGCCUCCUUCUGUGAACUCUCCAACCUGGAAAUUCUGUACCUGAGGAACAACUCCUUCUAUGGCCCCAUCCCCGACUGCCUCUUCAACGGAUUCCAUUGCCUCAACAGGCUGGAUCUGAGCCAGAACAGCUUUUACGGACGCAUAAACCGCAACUUUGAGGGCAUAGUGCCCGCCGCCGGCGCUUUGUUGAACAUCGCGGACAACUUCUUCUACGGCGAGCCGGUGCUUUUUGCCAGCGGGUGCCAGUUCUGCCCGUCGGAGAUCGCUGAUGAGAGCACAGUGGAUCCGGGGGAUCUGAGCUUCCAGGCAGGCGGGAACUGCGUUGUGAAGUCUCUUGCUGGCAGGGUUGCUCUGGUAGUGUCGAAGCAGUACCAGCUUGGCAAGGCCAGCCUCGCCAACAACUGCUUCCAGCCCAGCGCCGCCCUCACCUGCUCCGCUCUAUCCAACUCCAACUCUUCAAACCUCAACUCCCCCUCGGCCUCCUCGGCCUCCUCCUCUUCUUCCUCUCAGCGCACAGCAGCAGAGUGCAGGGCAUUUUGCAGCAUCACCGACAACGGCCCCUGUGACGGCCACGGCGCCUGCGUGCCGCCCUCCCAGAGCUCCCGGUCCAACUUCACGUGCGAGUGCGAUGCUGGCUACAGUGCGUUCGACAGUGGGAAUGGCUCUACAUGCGUCAUUCUCACCACCACCACAGUCCCGGCAUCAGGCCUCUCACCGGGAGCAAUAGCGGGCAUCGCUGUCGGCUGCUUCCUCGGCUUCGCCCUCCUCUCCACGACCCUCGCUUGCAUACUCUUGCCCAAGCGACGCCGCAAGUGGGGCGACCUGGACGUGUGCCACGAGUUCUCCCUGCAGCAGCUGCUACAAGCCACUGACAACUGGGCGGAUGGGAACCGGCUGGGGCGGGGCGGGUUUGCGACGGUGUACCUGGGGGUGUCGCCCAAGGGGGAGAUGUGGGCGGUGAAGCGGUGCAAGAUCAUGACCAACGACUUUGAGAAAGAGGUCCGAGCCAUGGCGACGCUACGGCACGAAAACUUAGUGCGGCUGCUGGGGUUCUGUGUGGACAUGAACGUGGAGAGCGGCAGGCAGGAGCAGGUGCUGGUGUAUGAGUACGUGGACAAUGGCGACCUCAAGCACCACAUUCACAACGCCAAGUCCCCCCUCACCUUCCACCAGCGCCUCAGGCUAGCCCAGGGAGCCGCGGAGGGCUUGGCCUACCUGCACAGCUUCAGCACGCCCAUCGUGCACCGCGACGUGAAGCCCGCCAACAUCCUCGUGGGGGAGCGGCCGGGUGGCGGACUGGAGGCAAAAGUGGCGGACUUUGGGCUGCUGAAGCAGCUGACUGAGGGGGGCGGAGAGGGGGAUGCCACUAGGAUAGCAGGCACCCCGGGGUACGUGGACCCGGACUACAACCGCACACGAGUGGUGUCUCCCAAGACUGACGUGUACAGCUUUGGAGUGGUGCUUCUGGAGAUUCUGACAGGCCGGCCAGCAGUGAUGCGUGAAGAGGAUUACCACAUUGCCACGUGGGCAGCCCAGAGGGUGGCAGAAUAUGAGCUGGACCUCCUUAAAGACCCUUCUAUUGAUGCCCCUGAUGAUGCAAUAGUGGAGUUUGCUGACAUCGCGCUGGACUGCCUAAAAAUGCCGUGCACGCGCCGCCCGGAUAUGAAGGACGUGGCACACAGAAUUGACUCCAUGAUUCACAAGUACUGUCUUGGUAAGGGCGAGAAAGAGGUCGCUCCUGGCGAGCCUGUAAUGAGGCCACUCAUUAGCGAGGAUGAGGAUGGUAUUAACGAUUUGGAAGUUGUGGCUAGUGGUAGUGGGCUAACACUGACAGGCACAGAUGUGAGCAGAAUUAACAGUAGCCUUGCGAGUAGCAGUCCCUUGCCUAGGCGGGUGGGUGGGGAUGGAGCAGAGGUAGUAGCUUUCGGGAGUGCCAGUUCAGAUAGCAUAAUGUCUAAAGGCUCGCAUGCUGACCACAGUAUUAUUGAGAAAAGGGUUCACCCCCGCUGAUUUUAGGUGCUACAUUUCAACAUUUUUUGUGCCCUUUCGUCGAAUACCUGCCUUGAAAAUC
Molecule: messenger RNA, 4677 nt
Organism: Closterium sp. NIES-67
Lineage: Eukaryota; Viridiplantae; Streptophyta; Zygnematophyceae; Desmidiales; Closteriaceae
Source: the annotation of a GenBank genome assembly